Messenger RNA from Eucalyptus grandis, 1510 nucleotides. Its product is annotated as probable serine/threonine-protein kinase PIX13. Gene Ontology annotation, molecular function: protein kinase activity; ATP binding. Lineage: Eukaryota; Viridiplantae; Streptophyta; Magnoliopsida; Myrtales; Myrtaceae. The record is from RefSeq and is a predicted model, not a curated record. The transcript has 6 exons. Gene Ontology annotation, biological process: protein phosphorylation. Bases 160 to 1251 code for a protein of 363 amino acids.
AUUAAUCAACGGUUGUUACUGUUGCCUGACCGGGGAGCUUUUGGGUGUUUGGAUUGUCCCCUUCUUCUAGGGAAAUAAGUUUUGGGAGAGGCAAGGAAGAGGGAAGACAGUAGUUCCUGCUCGAGAUCGAGAUCGAGGGAGAGAGAGAGAGAGAGAGAGAUGGGGGUCUGUUAUGGUACUCCUGACUUCCCUACUCCUAGCUUUACUGGUCGUCUCAAAUCAGGGAUGAAGUUGACAAUCAGUAGUUCAUCAUCUUCCGCAGCCAGCAAUAGCCAUGACUUGGUGGUUGCCCACGACAAUCUGGCCUACGGAGAUGGACAGAUUUUGGCAGAACAUAACUUGACCGACUUCAGUUUCGCAGAGUUGAAAGAGGCGACCAAAAAUUUUCGAGCCGAUGCGCUGGUUGGAGAAGGAGGAUUUGGUAGUGUAUAUAAAGGGAUGCUUCAUGGAAGGGAACAGUCUGGAAGGAGAAAGACUAUAAUAGCCGUUAAAAGAUUAGACCCGGAGGGUCUUCAAGGGCAAAGAGAGUGGGUGACGGAGAUAAAGUUUCUUGGAAGGCUGUCUCACCCUAACCUUGCCAAGCUUCUGGGAUUUUGUCAAGAGGAUGGCAAUUUAGCUCUUGUUUAUGAGUUCAUGCCAAAGGGCAGCUUGAACAACCACCUAUUCAGAGAGGGCCCCACUUCUACUCUUCCCUGGGAUGUACGCCUCAAGAUUGCGAUCGGCGCUGCCAAAGGCCUGGCUUUCUUACACAAUUCUGAGUGGAAAAUAAUAUACAGAGAUUUCAAAACUUCAAAUAUUUUGCUAGAUCAGUCUUACACGGCCAAACUCACGGACUUUGGAUUGGCGAGAUCUGGUCCUCAAGAGCCCGAGACACACGUUUCCACACGGAUUAUGGGUACCUAUGGCUAUGCUGCCCCUGAAUACGUAGCAACUGGGCAUCUAUAUGUAAAGAGCGAUGUUUAUAGUUUCGGCGUCGUGUUGCUUGAGAUACUAACAGGCUUAAGGGCAAAUGAUGUGAACCGUCCGAAAGCAAAACGUCUUUUAGUGGAGUUGGCCAGACCACUCUUAUCCAGUAAAAGAAAACUGAAGACUAUAAUGGACUCUAGAUUGGAGGACGAUUAUUCUAUGGAUUCUGCAUUCCAAAUAGCACAGCUAGCUUUAAAAUGCCUACAAAGGACUCCUUACAAGCGGCCUUCCAUGACUGAAGUUGUGGAAGAACUGGAAUCAAUAGAAGCUGCCAGUGCUAAAUAAAUACCACGGGAUUCUUGAUUUCACUUGUUUUGUUGUAAUGUGGUCAAAGUCUGUUGCUCCACAUUUUUCCAAUUUACCGGGAUUAAUCUUGGACCGUGAAUGUUCAUCUCCAUUGUACUCAGCAAUUACUGGGUGUUGUAUUCUCUUGUCAGUUCUUCAGAAUAUUCAUGACACGUAAAUCAAUAUGUACAUUGGCUUGUGAAUUGAGAUGUUGCGAUUGUACUUUCUUUUAGAGAGGAACCUAAGGUUUACAAAAGAA